Molecule: messenger RNA, 1600 nt
Organism: Rhincodon typus (whale shark)
Lineage: Eukaryota; Metazoa; Chordata; Chondrichthyes; Orectolobiformes; Rhincodontidae
Gene: srm
Product: spermidine synthase
Exons: 9
Coding region: 113-1120 (335 amino acids)
Biological process (GO): spermidine biosynthetic process
Cellular component (GO): cytosol
Molecular function (GO): spermidine synthase activity
Source: RefSeq, a predicted model, not a curated record
GCCCGGUAGGCCUGCAAUCCCCGUCCGUCAGCCAGCUGUGUGCCCGCCGGCUGAGGGCCGAUAACCGACCACACUGACUCAUUCAUCCACCGAGACCGGCUGUAAGCCAGCCAUGGACACCAUCAAGAACGGCUGGUUCACCGAAACCUCCAGCCUGUGGCCGGGCCAAGCCAUGUCCCUGGAGGUGGAUAAGGUCCUUUACAACCAGAAGUCCCCUUUCCAAGAUGUGGUUGUCUUCAAAAGCAAAACCUAUGGUAAUGUCUUAGUGCUGGAUGGUGUGAUACAGUGCACUGAAAGGGAUGAAUUUGCUUACCAAGAGAUGAUUGCAAAUCUAGCUCUGUGCAGCCAUCCUAAUCCUAAAAAGACAGCAGUAAAAGCACUAGCACUUGCCACCUCAUUGGGGAUGAAAUGCCCAGGAGCUGAGCUGUGGAGAGGAAAGAUUCACACAGCUGUAGAGACAACAGCAGGACAGGAAUACAACUUGCACGACAGUACUCCGUCAAUGGUACUUAUUAUUGGAGGUGGUGAUGGUGGUGUGCUGCGGGAAGUGGUCAAACAUGCAGCUGUGGAGUCUGUAGCACAAUGUGAAAUUGAUGAGGAUGUAAUAAAGGUUUCUAAACAGUACCUUCCUGGUAUGGCAGUGGGUUUCUCGAGCCCCAAGCUGAAACUUCAUGUUGGUGAUGGCUUUGAGUUCAUGAAAGAGAACCAGGAUGCAUUUGAUGUAAUUAUCACUGAUUCCUCAGAUCCAGUAGGGCCUGCUGAGAGCUUGUUUCAGGAGUCUUACUACCGGCUGAUGAAAAAUGCCCUGCAUGAGGAUGGGAUCCUUGGUGCCCAAGGUGAAUGUCAGUGGCUGCACCUCGAACUCAUAAAGGAGAUGCGGAGAUUCUGUAAAUCUUUGUUUCCUGUAGUUGAAUAUGCAUACAGCACAAUCCCUACGUACCCCAGUGGACAGAUUGGUUUUAUGUUGUGCAGUAAAAAUCCUGACACUAGUUUUCGUGAACCUGUGAGACAACUGUCAGCAGAGGAAGUGGACAGAAUGCAACUGAAAUAUUACAAUGCAGAUAUGCAUCGAGCAGCUUUUGUUUUGCCAGAGUUUGCCAGAAAGGCACUUGAUGCAUAAAGCCAACUCUAUUGCCUGAUGUUUGUCAUCCAUACUGGAAAAAGUUUUUACAAAUUCUAUCAUCGGUUUAUAAUGGGCCCAUAAUGUAUCACACUGAAAUUAACCCUUUCCUGUCUUCAAAGAGGAAAAUUAUCCUUCGACUGCCCAGGAAGCCAGGAAACAGCAGCUCUUGUUGGGAAUAAAAGGCCACGUUUCAGUUCUUUUUAAAGAAAGUCAGAGCUGUGUGAAUUUUCUUUCCCCACACCCCACCCCCGGACUGUUGGGUGAUCUGUGAUUCUUGUGGAGUUGGCCAGGUGUGCAGCGGACCUCUAGACCUUGUAAGGUCAGCUGACUAACCAAUAACCUCCACUUUAGAUACUGCACAUGGCUGACAGCAUGGACCACUGAGGCCUUAAUCCAUGAUGGCCCUAGACUGGAAAGGGUUAAAAUUUUAAAGAAAAUAUUAAUAAAAAUGCAACCAGAUAAUGCUUGGAACUUGAA